AUGUCUAAUAUGGAAAUUGUAAACUCAAUAUCAGACGCAAUGAACAAAUCGUUUAAUGAAAUUAAUAAUAAUUUACAAACAACCGAGAAUAAAAGUAACUAUAUUAGAUCAAAAGUAUCAACUCAAUCAACCCAAUUUAAAUCAUUACUUUCGUGUGGUGGCCCAAGAUUGCAAGAACUUCGAUAUGAUAUUGACGUUAAUUAUGCAAUUGGACUGUUAAAAAAAGAAGAUGAAAAUGUUAAUGUGUAUAGUCAUUUACAAAACAUUUUAAAUAAGAUAUUAUCAGAGAAACCUUCAAAUCCACUAGAAAACUUUGAAAAAUAUAGCAUAAUGUUAAAACGUACAUAUAUUCAUAAUGAUGCUAAUUUUGAACGCGUUUUUGUGGAUAACAUAAAUCGGAAUUAUUGUUUUAAAAGUUUACAAAUGUAUAAGUGUGCUUCAAAAAAACAAUUUGAACAACAAAAACAAUAUAAUAAAAACAAAAGACAUAUUAGAAAAUCAGAAAUUGAACAACGCGAAGAAAAGAAUACUAUGAAUAAUGUUAAUUCUAUUGUGCAAGUCCAAAAUCUUUGUGAAGUAAAUUAUAUGUUCAAUAAAGCUGGUUUUGGUCUUCCAAUGGAUGAAGCUACGUUGAUAUAUCUAACUAUGAAUGAAAUGGCUCAGUUAAAUAAAUUUGAAAGCAUUAGAUUUUGGGGAAAAAUAUUUGGGAUAAAAAAAAUAUAUUAUGUAAUUGAAUGCAAAUGGUCAAACGCAGAAUUAGAGCGUAAAUUAUUGACUGUAAAGAAUGUAAGCCAUAACUCAAAAUCAUCAAAACAAAUAGUUAAUGAUGUCACUCAUGAUAAUUUGUUUCAACAAGAAACAAAAUCAAUAGAUACAGAAAAUUCCCAAGAGACAGUAAAUGAAUGUCAAUCUAUUAUAUCAUCUCUUGAUGAUGAAAUGGCUGAAAAUUCAAUUGAUCAAUACGAUUCAUGGAUUUCUUUAAAUGACAGUGAUAGUUGCAAAACAACUCUGAAAUCUUCGACAAAAACCACGUUAGAACCAGAAAUGAUCGGAGUCGGCGCCAACAAAAAUGUAUAUUUUGUUACAAAUAAAUUAAAUACCAAAUGGAUUGAAUUAGAAUCGGUUGAACCACAUCAUAUAGUUGAAGCGAAAAAAAUAAAACGAUAUUUCACGGGAAAAUUAAAAAAUCCGAUAAAUAGUUUUCCAAAGUUCAAUGGCUUAGAAAAUGAAUAUCUUAGAGCUCAAAUUGCGCGAAUAUCAUCGAGCACUCAAAUAUCUCCACGUGGAUAUUAUAUUAUAGAUGAAAAAGAUAAAUCUUUGAGUGGAAUAUCAGAUAAAAAAUCUUCAAUUGCAUUAAAUUCUAGCAUAAAAAAAAAUGAUGAUCUUGUUCGCAACGAAAAUUUCAAACCCAUAUCUAAUAAUAAUUUAACUAAUUUAAGUUAUUGGGUGCAUAAGAAUCCUCAUAUUGACAUCAAUGGAGUAACUAAUAAAUUAGGUUUUUCUACGUUGUCUGAUUUAAAUAAAAACGAAGACGAUUUUGAAGAACUUGAAGAAGAGGAAAAAAUUAGUUUUAAUGAAAAUAUAAUAAAUUCUAAGGAUGAUUUAUUUGGAAACGUAGGAAAUGAUAUCUCUGUUGACAAUACAUCUGCAUGGAAAGGUGUACUUUGCUCUCCGUUGAAUUCUCGUUACUCUUAUACAAUAAUGAAAUCUCACAUAUGGCCUGGAGCUUUUGCAGUUGCUUAUGAUCUUCAAACUGAUUAUAUGUAUAUUGGAUGGGGUCAAAAGCAGGAUUCUACUAAGUUUUAUUCAAUUUUUAUGAAAGAAACUAAAUUGGAAAAUGUAACUAUAGACAGUAAUUCUACGGUAGAGUGUCAAGAAAUCACUAAGAUUCAGAAAUCAGAAAAUGAAAAACAUAGUUUACGUAAAAAUAAAAACAAAAAUAUUUUUCCACGAAAAUAUAACCUUAAAGCAUACAAAGGAGGCGAAAAAGUUAUUACAUAUUAUACUUACGAGUAA
Messenger RNA from Melanaphis sacchari, 2016 nucleotides. Its product is annotated as radial spoke head protein 4 homolog A-like. Lineage: Eukaryota; Metazoa; Arthropoda; Insecta; Hemiptera; Aphididae. The transcript has 9 exons. The record is from RefSeq and is a predicted model, not a curated record. The coding region runs from base 1 to 2016 and encodes 671 amino acids. Gene Ontology annotation, biological process: cilium movement involved in cell motility; cilium assembly; axoneme assembly. Gene Ontology annotation, cellular component: radial spoke; axoneme.